Molecule: messenger RNA, 3180 nt
Organism: Canis lupus familiaris (dog)
Lineage: Eukaryota; Metazoa; Chordata; Mammalia; Carnivora; Canidae
Gene: LGMN
Product: legumain
Exons: 14
Coding region: 170-1471 (433 amino acids)
Biological process (GO): vacuolar protein processing
Molecular function (GO): cysteine-type endopeptidase activity
Source: RefSeq, a predicted model, not a curated record
CCGCGGCGCCCUAGGCCACUAAAGCCCGGGGCCCGCGGCUGCCCCGCAAUCACUGCAGGGCGACGUCACGAGGUGCGCGUCUGAGGCUGCGCGUGGCGCGGAGUUCCCACGGUCUGGCCGCCGCCGCCGUCCCGCUGCAGAUUUCUGCCAUUGAACUCUGAGGCACAGGAUGAUUUGGGAAGUGGCCGUGUUGCUCAGCAUGGUCUUGGGAAUUGGUGCUGUUCCCAUAGAUGAUCCCGAGGACGGGGGCAAGCACUGGGUGGUGAUUGUUGCAGGUUCCAACGGCUGGUAUAACUACAGGCACCAGGCAGAUGCAUGCCACGCCUACCAGAUUGUUCACCGAAAUGGGAUUCCUGAUGAACAGAUCAUUGUGAUGAUGUACGAUGACAUUGCCAACUCUGAAGACAAUCCCACACCAGGCAUUGUGAUUAACAGACCCAAUGGCUCGGACGUCUACCAGGGUGUCCUCAAGGAUUAUACCGGCGAGGAUGUCACCCCACAAAAUUUCCUCGCCGUGUUGAGAGGUGACGAGGAAGCAGUGAAGGGCAAAGGCUCUGGAAAGGUCUUGAAGAGUGGCCCCCGGGAUCAUGUGUUCAUUUACUUCACUGAUCAUGGAGCUACUGGCAUCCUGGUGUUUCCUAAUGAUGAACUUCAUGUGAAGGACCUGAAUGACACCAUCCAUUACAUGUACAAACACAAGAUGUACCAAAAGAUGGUGUUCUACAUCGAAGCCUGUGAAUCUGGGUCCAUGAUGAGGCACCUGCCCAGCAACAUCAAUGUUUAUGCGACCACAGCAGCCAACCCCAGUGAGUCAUCCUACGCCUGUUACUAUGACGAGAAGAGGUCCACAUUCCUGGGGGACUGGUAUAGCGUCAACUGGAUGGAGGACUCGGACGUGGAGGAUUUGACGAAGGAGACCCUCCACAGGCAGUACCAGCUGGUGAAGUCCCACACCAACACCAGCCACGUCAUGCAGUACGGAAACAAGUCUAUCUCUGCCAUGAAAGUGAUGCAGUUCCAGGGGAUGAAGCACAAGGCCAGCGCCCCUAUCUCCCUGCCUCCUGUCCAGCACCUUGACCUCACCCCGAGCCCUGAGGUGCCCCUCACCAUCAUGAAAAGGAAGCUGAUGAGCACCAAUGAUCUGCAGGAGUCCAGGACUCUCGUGGAGCAGAUCCACAGGCACCUGGAUGCAAGGCACGUCAUUGACACAGCUGUGCGCAAGAUGGUCUCCUUGAUGGCGAGCUCCGACGCGGAGGCCAAGUGGCUGCUGUCCGACAGGGCCGAGCUUAGGGCCUAUGACUGUUUCCAGGCGGCCGUGACCCACUUCCGCACACACUGCUUCAACUGGCACUCCGUCAUGUACGAGUAUGCGCUCAGGCAGCUACACGUGCUCGCCAACCUCUGUGAGAGGCCUUUCCCGAUCGACAGAAUCAAGCUGUCCAUGGACAAGGUGUGCCUCCGCUACUACUGACACGUUGGCCUCUGGAUCGCCUCUGCGCGGACCCACACCCGGGAGGGGCCUUGGGGCUCCUGGGUGCAGGCUCCCUCCCCCACCUCCCUCAGGUCCCAUGUGCCUUGGGGCCUGCCUGCCUCUGAGUGUGCUUCCAGUCUUGAGGUGUAGGGGGGCAUCAGGCUCUCGCUGCCACCACGGUCUCUGUCCCAAGGGGUUGGAGGCCGGGCCUGCGCAUCCUCGGAAUGAUUUUACCCAAGAUGGAUGCACAGCCCCCGAUGAAAAAUGAUCUUUAGAAAAUGCUAGGAUCUUUGAUUGUUUUUAUAUCUUUAUUUAUCAAUAACGGGUAAGGCUUACGAAAAUAAAGAUUCAUGACUGAGCCUGAGUAGUAAUUCCAGGCCCCUGACUUUGCAGCUGGUGCUGCCCUCUCCCCCCCAGUCCUGCGCCCUAGACGCGUCAGCCUCCUGUGCCCUGUGACCAGCUGCCCUUGUGCCCCCAGCGCCUUUCCCUCCAGUGAGAGAUCCCAGGGGAAUCUGGGUGCCACUUCCCCUUGAGCCCCUUCAGCCCCAUCCCGAGUGUCUGCAGAAAGUUCCUCCCUGGCUGGCAGGGCUGCGCUAGGGCGUCUCACAGCUCAGCUGCGUCAGGGUCUGAGCUCACUGGAUGGGGGGGUGGGGGGUGCAUGCGCUUCUGGAGGCAGAGGCUGCCUGGCUGUUCCCUGGGCCCAGCGCCCCCCCUCCACAUGGAUGAACUCAGCAGGGACUUCCCUGAGGACGUGUCUGUGACCUGAGCGCACCCCUGUAGGGGGCGGCCUAGAGCAGCAAACAGGAACGGAUUGCCACCCAGCCAAGUCACCUGUCGCCAAGGACCACGCACCCUCGGUUCCACCUCCAGCUGAUGUCCAGGAUGGGCAGGUCCACGGACACAGAAAGUGGACAAGAGGUGCCAGGCAGUGGGCAGAGUGGGAAGGGGGGGAAGGGGCUGUUGCUGUUGGGGACGUGGGUCUUUUGGGAAGAUUGAGAAUGUCCUAGAACGGGUUGUGGCAAUGCACACACGACUCUGAUUAUACAGAAUGCCUCCGGAUUGUAUGUGUACAUGGGAUUGUGUGGUUCGCUCGUGACAUUUCAGUGAUGCUAUUUCUCAGAAUAAGACACAGAGCCAGGUGCUGUUGAGGUAGGAGCUGGAGAGAGAGCAAGUGGCACCACCUGGACGCCAACACCUGGGUGCCAACAACCACCUGUUAUAUAGCAGCCAUCGAAGCCUUAGGGGCUUGGGGUUACGGACCAGAAGCCAGGACACCGGCCACCGGGGUCAUGUCUGUGGCAGAUUCCAGGUGCUUCUUUUUUUUCUGAUGGGUCCACGGUUGUCCUUUCCCUGUGAUCAGAUGACCUCAGAGGUCCAGAGAUCUGGGGGUGUGCUAGGGCUUCAGCUAACAAGAGGGAGCACACGGUGUCAUCACGAACACUCAGUGACAGGCCCCCAAGGACUGCCUGAGGCCCAAAGGACAACACCAAAAGGAAGAAUUUUUAAAGGGAGUGUUUUAGAAGGACUCACGAUGCAGGCGGUGAAAAGCUCUAUUCAUCCUCUUAGGAAUGGGGUCUUGCGUCUCUUGUUUGUCCUCUCUGUAGAGCAAGGUACUUAUCUAAUAAAUACAGAAGCUUGAAUAUUCGUGGUUCCAAAGGUGAAGAGCAGCCAUGUUUUAUUCCUCAAUAAACAACAAUUUCCUAGUCACA